AUGGACCUACAGAUCACUCAGUGGUUGCAUGAAGACCAAUCAGAAGAUGAAGAGGCAUGUGAAGUCGCUGUUCCUGACCUUGAAAAUGAUGUUGAAGAAGACGGAAUUAUUGAAGACUUUCGAGCAGAACAUCCAGAUGGUGAUACAGAAAAUUCUUCAUCGGUAGAUGACACUCCUCUGAGUAAUUACAGUUCAGGAGAACUUACGCUUAUGUCUUACUGCCCCCCAAAAUCCAAACAAAAAAAAUUUGUCCCCAUGUUGUCAACUAUGCAUGCAACAGCAGAUCCUGAUGCAACGAUUCAAGUACCAGAGAUGAUAGAGUUUUAUAAUAAGACUAAAUGCGGAGUCGAUUUGAUGGAUCAGCUAUGCCACAAGUACAGCGUAUCUAGGAGAUCAAAAAAGGUGGCCAAUGGCAAUUUUUUUGGCCUUCUGAAUCUAGUAGGUGUUAAUUCGUAUGUCCUGCUAAAAAUGGCCACAAAAAGAGUUACAAAAAGACGUCAUUUCUUGAAAAAACUUGCCAUAGAUCUGAUCACCCCUCAAAUGGAAGAACGAUUAACAUGGCCCUCUUUGCCCAUGAAUCUUCAAGUUCUCUUAGGUGGAAUCUUGCAAAAGAAGCGGCCAUUGCAAGAACCAAGUUCUGAUCCCACUGCUAAAAAAAGAUGUGCAAUGUGCCCAAGGGGUAAGGAUCGAAAAACCGAGGUCACCUGUGACAUGUACCAAAAACCUCUUUGCGGUGAACAUACUGAGGCCAUGUGCCAAGAAUGUGUUACCAAAAAUCAUUAA
Parnassius apollo (apollo) is the source of this 783-nucleotide messenger RNA. The record is from the annotation of a GenBank genome assembly. NCBI's taxonomy places the organism in Eukaryota, Metazoa, Arthropoda, Insecta, Lepidoptera, Papilionidae.